Messenger RNA from Lontra canadensis (Northern American river otter), 3274 nucleotides. RefSeq names its product ras homolog family member T1 (gene RHOT1). Gene Ontology annotation, biological process: small GTPase-mediated signal transduction; mitochondrion organization. Gene Ontology annotation, cellular component: mitochondrial outer membrane. Lineage: Eukaryota; Metazoa; Chordata; Mammalia; Carnivora; Mustelidae. Gene Ontology annotation, molecular function: GTPase activity; GTP binding; calcium ion binding. The transcript is spliced from 22 exons. Bases 29 to 2287 code for a protein of 752 amino acids. The record is from RefSeq and is a predicted model, not a curated record.
GGCGCUCCCGGCGAGAGGUGUCCGCUCCAUGCGUGCGGGCCGAGACCGGCCCCUGCGAGCCGCCGACAUGAAGAAAGACGUGCGGAUCCUGCUGGUGGGAGAACCUAGAGUUGGGAAGACAUCACUGAUUAUGUCUCUGGUCAGUGAAGAAUUCCCAGAAGAGGUUCCUCCCCGGGCAGAAGAAAUUACCAUUCCAGCUGAUGUCACCCCUGAGAGAGUUCCAACACACAUCGUAGAUUACUCAGAAGCAGAACAGAGUGAUGAACAGCUUCAUCAAGAGAUAUCGCAGGCUAAUGUGAUCUGCAUAGUUUAUGCUGUUAACAACAAGCAUUCUAUCGAUAAGGUAACAAGUCGAUGGAUUCCUCUCAUAAAUGAAAGAACAGACAAAGACAGCAGGCUGCCUUUGAUUUUGGUUGGGAACAAAUCUGAUCUGGUAGAAUACAGUAGUAUGGAGACCAUCCUUCCCAUUAUGAACCAGUACACAGAAAUUGAAACCUGUGUGGAGUGUUCAGCAAAAAACCUGAAGAACAUAUCAGAGCUCUUUUAUUAUGCGCAGAAAGCUGUUCUUCAUCCUACAGGGCCCCUGUACUGCCCAGAGGAGAAAGAGAUGAAACCAGCCUGUAUAAAAGCCCUCACCCGCAUAUUUAAGAUAUCUGAUCAAGAUAAUGAUGGCACUCUCAAUGAUGCCGAACUCAACUUCUUCCAGAGAAUUUGUUUCAAUACUCCGUUAGCUCCCCAAGCUCUGGAAGAUGUCAAGAAUGUAGUCCGAAAACAUAUAAGUGAUGGUGUGGCUGACAGUGGAUUGACAUUGAAAGGUUUUCUUUUUUUACAUACACUUUUUAUCCAGAGAGGGAGACAUGAAACUACUUGGACUGUGCUUCGACGAUUUGGUUAUGAUGAUGAUCUGGAUUUGACACCCGAGUAUUUAUUCCCCUUGCUAAAAAUACCUCCUGAUUGCACUACUGAAUUAAAUCAUCAUGCAUAUUUGUUUCUGCAGAGCACCUUUGACAAGCACGAUUUGGAUAGAGACUGUGCUUUGUCACCUGAUGAGCUUAAAGAUUUGUUUAAAGUUUUCCCUUACAUACCGUGGGGGCCAGAUGUGAAUAACACAGUUUGUACAAAUGAAAGAGGCUGGAUAACUUACCAGGGAUUUCUUUCCCAGUGGACGCUCACGACCUACUUAGACGUCCAGCGAUGCCUAGAGUAUUUGGGCUAUCUAGGCUAUUCUAUAUUGACAGAGCAAGAGUCUCAGGCUUCCGCCAUUACAGUAACAAGAGAUAAAAAGAUAGACCUUCAGAAAAAACAGACUCAAAGAAAUGUGUUCAGAUGUAAUGUAAUUGGGAUGAAAAACUGUGGGAAGAGUGGCGUUCUUCAGGCUCUUCUUGGAAGAAACUUAAUGAGGCAGAAGAAGAUUCGCGAUGAUCAUAAAUCCUACUAUGCGAUCAACACUGUUUAUGUGUAUGGACAAGAGAAAUACUUGUUGUUACAUGAUAUCUCCGAAUCAGAAUUCCUAACUGAGGCUGAGAUUAUUUGUGAUGUUGUGUGCCUGGUAUAUGACGUCAGUAACCCCAAAUCCUUUGAAUACUGUGCUAGGAUUUUUAAGCAACACUUCAUGGACAGCAGAAUACCUUGCUUAAUCAUAGCUGCAAAGUCGGACCUGCAUGAAGUUAAACAAGACUAUAGUAUUUCACCUGCUGAUUUCUGCAGGAAACAUAAAAUGCCUCCACCACAAGCCUUCACUUGCAAUACUGCUGAUGCACCCAGUAAAGAUAUCUUUGUUAAACUGACAACGAUGGCCAUGUACCCAGAGGAUCAUUACAGAAACAGACUCUCCCGAGACAUGGGCAACACUGAUAGAAUAGAGAAUUUGAGAAAAAUCUGGGUCUUUCUAAAAACUGCUUUCCAUGCCCGGUUACGCUGUAUGUGCACCUGCAACAGGUGUACAUUUUGCAUCUGUCAGAACUUCCUCAACUCAGACUUGCUGCAAUCUGUAAAGAACAAAAUCUUCACUGCAGUUCUUAACAGGUUAAGAGCCCGGGUAGCUGAGUGGGGUGCCAUGCUGUUAGCAGACGACGAAGGCAGUAUUACUCACCAGGUGCACGCUGUCCUCUCUGUAGAAGAUUCCAUCUUCAUGGCGUCAUCUCAUGGUCCACUUUUUCUUGAAGCCAGGCACGUGACACAAGCUGACCUCAAGAGCUCCACGUUUUGGCUUCGAGCAAGUUUUGGUGCUACUGUUUUUGCAGUUUUGGGUUUUGCUAUGUACAAAGCAUUGUUGAAACAGCGAUGAUUUAAAAAAAAAAAUGCCCUACCAAAAACAAAUACUUUUAUGUAUUUAUGUAUGCUUUAAAUUCUGCUAGAAAUAUUGAGAUAUUUAUACAUGCAGAGUUACUUUAUUAAUAUUUGUAAUUCAUGCAUAAGAGUAUUUUAAUGAUAGUUAUAACUGCAGUAUUGGCUAGCAUAUGGAAAGAAAGAGCUUAACAGCCAAACUCAAAUGGCUAAAUUUCAGAGGCCAAAAGGGAAUAUUUUGUAAAUAAUGUACAUAUUCAGGCAAGAUACGGUCUCCCAACCUGAAUUCUAGAAAUGAUGUUUCUAGAUGUUUCUACGUGGUAUUGUUAGUGUUCGGUUGGCUCACUCUCCUAGGUCUAAGUCAGCUCUGAGAUUGUAUUUACUCAUGGAUCACUUAUUUAUUUCACAUUUUACUCAGAAUGAUCCUUUGGGUUCUUUAAAGAACACGAGGCACAAUUUGCCAUUUUCUCUCCAUUUUUAAGAACGGAGGAGUCCUGGUCAGCUCACACCUCUCUUUCAGUCACUUGUGGUAGGCCAGCCUCGAAGCCGUCGUGCAGUCUAGAAAGUUGCCUAGCUGAGUGAAGUGCUUCUUGAAGGAAGGAGGGAGUUAAAGGCAGUUAGUGGGGGCGUGACCUAUAUGAUUAUGUUGCUUCCUUUGUCUGUAUGUAGAAUUUUAUAGCCCUUUCAAUCAAAUGAGAAAAAAGAUUUGUAUAUUAUCAAUGUUUUUAGUUUAAAUAAACAGUCGCCAUUACUACUACUGAAUUUCCUCCCCCAGUGUAUGUCAUUCUCUAACGGCCGUGUCUAUGAUAGUGUCCUACAGUGGCUGCAUGUGUCGUAAAGUGUUCUCUAUCUGGCUAGGAUAACCCGGAGGCAGCACUUUUUUAAAUGAUAAAAUAAAUCCAACGAACAUAAACUCUCAUGAUAAACCUAUUUUUUUCCAUCAUCAACCUUUUCGAGUAUUUAAAUAAAUAACUGCUGUGUACCGUGA